AUGCACAGGGCAGUCAUAAUUUGUUGUAUUUUCGCUAGUUUUGCAUUAGUUGGAGCUGAGAAGGACUUUGCGCAAGGGUCAAUCUAUGAAAAAAUAGAAGAAACCAACCAGGAUAGUGAAGAAUCAAAGCCAGAUGUUGGAAGCGAAGUUGCCAUGAUGGAUUCUGGAUCCAGUGAAGACGCGCCAGAUAGUUUCGUUGGUGAAGAUGGAGCAGUAAUCCGUGCGAAACGAUAUUGUGGCUACGGUAAGCAUACGAAAACUAAUCAGGGUCCUGAACUAAUCUGA
Molecule: messenger RNA, 285 nt
Organism: Cylicocyclus nassatus
Lineage: Eukaryota; Metazoa; Nematoda; Chromadorea; Rhabditida; Strongylidae
Source: the annotation of a GenBank genome assembly